AUGUUACUCACCUGGACACAGCUAUGCGCCCAUUUGCCUUCCAUCAACGCUGCCCCGACAUUGCACAUUGUGCGGCAGAACAAAUCUCGUGUACUGAACAGUUCAGACGGCCUAUCCAUAGAGGCACUGCUAACGCUUAUCGGCGUUUGCGUAGCCAUAGUGGGUGUCGGGUUGACGCCAGUUUUGAAGUGGAAUAGCCUGAAGAGGAUGUGCUUGGCCCGCCGCUACCAUCAUCGCACCCGCUCCCGUCGCAAUGAUCCAGACUCGGCAAUACACCUCGUUAGGCUCUCCAGACGUUCACCAGCUCCUCUUUCGUCCAUCGACGACGUGAGCGACGAUCAGAUCGCACGACCAUCACGCGUUCAAACUUGCCCUGCCGAACAACAGCGCGUAUUGUUGCGCACUCAUACACUCUGA
Molecule: messenger RNA, 417 nt
Organism: Alternaria burnsii
Lineage: Eukaryota; Fungi; Ascomycota; Dothideomycetes; Pleosporales; Pleosporaceae
Exons: 2
Coding region: 1-417 (138 amino acids)
Source: RefSeq, a predicted model, not a curated record